UGGACUCCAACAGGGAGACGUCUAAUCACAGGCUCCCAAAGUGGGGAAUUCACUCUUUGGAAUGGACAAUCAUUUAAUUUUGAGAUGAUUCUCCAGGCCCAUGAUCAAGCAAUAAGGUCCAUGGUGUGGAGUCAUAAUGACAAUUGGAUGGUUUCUGGUGAUGAUGGGGGCUCGAUAAAGUAUUGGCAGAACAAUAUGAACAAUGUCAAGUUCAAUAAAUCAGCUCAUAAGGAAUCAGUCCGUGAUUUAAGUUUUUGUAGGACAGAUUUGAAGUUCUGUUCCUGCUCUGAUGAUACCACUGUUAAAGUUUGGGACUUUGCCCGGUGCCAAGAAGAGCAUUCUUUAACUGGCCACGGUUGGGAUGUGAAGAGUGUUGACUGGCACCCCACAAAAUCUCUAUUAAUUUCUGAAUGUUUAUCUUUGGUAGCAUUGGCAUGGCAUCCCUUCCAUGAAGAAUACUUUGUCAGUGGGAGUUUUGAUGGAUCAAUUUUUCAUUGGCUUGUUGGGCAUGAAACACCUCAAGUUGAAAUCCCGAAUGCCCAUGAUAAUAGCGUAUGGGAUCUAGCAUGGCAUCCUAUUGGAUAUCUUCUUUGCAGUGGUAGCAAUGAUCAUACAACAAAGUUCUGGUGCAGAAAUAGGCCUGGGGACACCCCUCGCGAUAAAUUUAGCAUUUCCCAAAAUCAAGGGUAUGGUGAGCAAAACCUUGCGGUUGCUGGUCGUUUUCCUGGUAAUUUUCCGGUACCGGAGGCACCACCAACUCCUGGAGCAUUUGUUCCUGGAUUGACCAGAAAUGAGGGAACUAUUCCAGGAGUUGGAAUUGCAAUGCCACUAUCAAUUCCAUCUCCUGAUGUGUCAUCGCAGGGGGAGCAGAAGCAGCCUCUUCCGCCUUCAAUGCCUCUGGGAGCCCCACCUCUUCCUCCUGGUCCACAUCCCUCUCUUCUUGCAGCCAAUCCGCAGCAGGGAUUUCAGCAGAAUCCACAGCAGAUUCAGCAACAACAGCAUCAGGCUCUUCCACAGCAAAUGCACCCUAUGCCUAUGCCACCUCCAAAUAUGCAACAGCUACAGACGCCAUCUCACAUGCCUUUGCUUCCACAUCCUCAUUUACCUCGUCCCCCACUGCAGAUGCCACCACUUGGCAUGCCUUCACCCAUUCCAUCUUCACUGCCAGGAUCUCUUCCUGUGCCUUCAUCAAUGCCUGCAUCGCAUCCAUUAUCUAUGCCUGGUCCAAUGGGAAUGCAAGGUGCCAUGAAUCAGAUGGUUCCCCCAAUGCCACAGGGCCAUUUUAUGGGCAUCAAUCCAAUGCACUCAGGAUCAUUACCCACUAGUGGUGCUUCUCCCGGAGGCUUUCAAAAUGGCCCCCCAAACAUGCAGGGUCCUUCUAAUGCAGGUGGUGCGCAAAUGUAUCCACAGAGUGGUGCAUUCCGUCCACAAGCUGGGCAGAUGUCAAUGAUGCCAGGAUUUAAUCCCUAUCAGUCUGGGAAUCAACCGGGUAUGCCGCCACCACCACAACCACCUGGUCCACCACCUCAUGCCCAGACACAUCAGUAAUAUGAACGGGUCUCGAAGAGGGAGAUUUUAUGGUUUUUCUUUUUACCCUUUUUUUUUUUUUUUUUUUCUUUGGAAUGUAACAAUAGCUUAUUUUUCAAAUGAAUAGUAGUCUGUUUAACUUAAA
Molecule: messenger RNA, 1672 nt
Organism: Carica papaya (papaya)
Lineage: Eukaryota; Viridiplantae; Streptophyta; Magnoliopsida; Brassicales; Caricaceae
Source: RefSeq, a predicted model, not a curated record